UCAUUUAUAGUAAAGUUUUAAGUUAUGGAUUCUAAACAUUUAUCUGUUCAGUUUGAAAAAGCGGUCUCAUUUAUUUCUGGCUCCAGUUUAACUGACGUUAAAUUGCAACUAAAAUUAUAUGGUUUAUAUAAGCAAGCACUUGAAGGUAAAUGUAAUCAACCAAAACCUCCAAUAUUCGACAUAAAAGGACGUAAAAAAUGGUUUGCCUGGUCUGAAAUGGGUUUAAUGUCUAAAGAAGAAGCUAUGGCAAAAUACAUAAAUUUAGUUAAAGAUAUAAAUCCAAACAUUGAAGCAGAAAAAACUGGUUGGGUUACCGUAAGUACUUUUGCCAAUGAUGAACAGCCCCUAAUGGAAAACGAAAAAACCAUUAGUGACUGGGUAAAAGAAGGAAACUUAGAUAAAAUAAAGGAAUUCGCUGGUAACAUCAAUGUUAAUGAUUCUAUGGGAAUGGCACCAAUACACUGGGCUUCAGAUCGUGGAGAUUUUAAAAUUUUAACAUUUUUGGUUGAAAGCUGUUCAGCUAAUGUCAAUUUUCAAGAUAGUUCAGGUCAAACAGCUUUACACUAUGCUAUAUCCUGUGGUCAUGAAGAUAUUUGCAAAUAUCUAGUUAGUAUGGGUGCUCAUACCAACAUUCAAGAUAAUGAUGGAGUCACUGCACAAGAUUUAUGUUCAGAUGAAUUAUUUAAAUCAAUAUUAUCAAGAAACUAAAUGAUUAAAUGUAGUGUAUGUAUUAU
This is a messenger RNA of Sipha flava (yellow sugarcane aphid), 734 nucleotides long. It is a transcript of the gene anox, whose product is annotated as acyl-CoA-binding domain-containing protein 4. NCBI's taxonomy places the organism in Eukaryota, Metazoa, Arthropoda, Insecta, Hemiptera, Aphididae. Gene Ontology annotation, molecular function: fatty-acyl-CoA binding; protein binding. The record is from RefSeq and is a predicted model, not a curated record. Bases 25 to 708 code for a protein of 227 amino acids. The transcript has a single exon.